GCGAGACAUUUCAGUUCUUCGACGACUGUUGGCCGUGUUGGUAAGAAGAUACGGAAGAUAUAUAACGGUGUAGUUGCUUUACAACGAAAUUGAAGCGUUUUAGUGCUCAAACAAUAAAAAUAAGAAACGCUCUAUACUUUGAACGCUGUCUUGUGCGCGUGUGUGGCUGUCAGAAUUCAUUAUAAAAUGUAAGAAAUCCAAUUGGUGAAAAGACUUUUGCAAAGAAGUUUUGAAAUAGUUAAAAAAAUUAUAUACUUACUGUGAAGAGCGUGAAAAAUUCUUAUUUGAUAAAGUUAAAUCGAAAUGAGUUAAUAAAUAAAUAAUUCGUGUGUUAAAAUUAAUUUUUUUAGAGAUAUUAAAAAAAAUAAUAGUGAAAAUCUUUAACCACAAUAAAAAUUUUAAGAGAUUAUUGUUAAAAAAUAUUAAAUAUUUUCAACACACCAAUGCAACCGCUCACUUGUGUGCAAGCAUUUUUUUUUUAAUAUUUUUGAUUUAAUUAAAACAAAAUGAUGAAAUAAAACAAAAAUCCAAACAACUAAACAGAUUUGUGAAUGUCAAACAGACGCAAAUGUAAAAUACAAAGCUUGAGCCAAAAACAAUAACAAAGACAUAAAAUGUUUGCCUGAAAAAAUUAAAAAAUAAAAAUAAAUAAAUAAACGAGCAUUCAAACGAGUUUCCUUUUAAGUGACUACUGACUGUCUUUGACGUGCACGCUGCCCCUUUGUACAGGCAUACAUGCAUACGUACUUACAUACCUACAUGAGUGCAAUUAUAUAUAAAAAACUACAAAAGCAACAGCAACAAACAUAAACCACUUUUUUAUGUUUACAACUGUCCUGCUGCAUUUCCUUCUUUUACCUUCAACCGCCGUCGAGACACAGCGUUGAGAAGUUGGGAAGGUGGUGGUGGUGGUGCUGGUUGAUGCUGCCUCUUCUUUUUCUCCAACUGCCACCUCUCAAAACAUUAUUGCAGCUGCAUUGCGCUCCGUCUGUCUGUGUGUUCACUGUACGAAUUUUGCACGUUUCUGUCUUUGUUUCGCGUUUAUUUGGUUAAUUAUUGGCCAUAAAAAUCGUUAAACACACACAAGCACAAGCAUAUGUGUGUAUAUGCCACGACUGUUACAACUACAAUAAUAAAAAUAGCAAAAUAAAAGUUUGAAAAAAAAAGAAACGCUUUAAAAGUGGUAAAGUCAACCUGCAACGAAACAAAAAUACCAAUAAAAGUGCCACAAACAACAACAACAACAACAACACCAACACAACAAAAAGUGCAACUAGCAAAUUGUCGGGCAUUUAAAGUGCGAACGAGAAAAAAGUACACGGAAAAAAGCCGUUACGUGAAAAAUUCUAGAAAUUCAGCAGUGAAAAAGAACAAAAAAAUUACAGCAAAAGCGCUUAGAAAAAAAAAACGACAAGCAAAUUAAAUAACAAAGUUUCGGACGACGCAAUUGCACUCGUUAAGCUUGUGCAGCGUCGCAUUGACAGUGGGCGUGGGUUUGUGCGCAAUUCGUUGUGGUUUUACGAAAUUCGAAGAGAAAUUCAUAUAUUUUGUUAAAUACAACAACUAUACGAAUUUUGGAAACCAAUUUUUUUGUUGUUAAAAUUUAUUUUCUCCUUGAGACCAGUUGCAACACAUAAAGCGAGCAGCAGGAGGGCAGAGUGAACGAGAUAAAAGCGUUUUAAAGAAAAAGGAAAUCCUAUUUCAUCAGGACAAUCACAUCUCAGCGCUAACCACGUCGAAAAUUUACGAACUGAGUCUUUAACUGCUUGUUUAUCCGCUUUCUUAAAAAAUCCAGCCCCAAGAAACUACCUUUCCUUCCCUCAUCUAAAAAUUGCACUCCGUCAACAGCCACCGUCGUGAGCAGUUAUAUUGCAGAAAAAAUGGCUUGUACUUUAUGGGAGCAUCGCUGGAAGCAGAGUGUUGAAUUUCAAAGAGAAAAUUUUACACCAACUCUCAAUAUGUAAGCUGCGUCAAAAUCCUCUCAAACUCCACUCCGUUAAAAUCUUAUACUACUACUUGUUCAAAUUCUGGUCAAAUAACGAAACAGUUUAAAAAAUUUCAAAUUUAUUCAAAACUCUAGUACAGACUCACAACCGACACACACUCUGCUGCCCAAUAGCGGCCAUUGGCAUGUUUGGCUUAUUGGGCUCCUCGCAAAUCUAUGGACUACAGCAAGUACAUGACUACGGCAAUAACAUUCGAGCCAACAGCGAAAGCGACAUAAAUAACAAAUCGAUAAAUGUCAGCAACACAGAGAACACAAAUAAUACACAUAAUCAUAAACAACGUCGCUCCACAGCCAGUCACACGGAGAGUGGUAGUAAAUUCUUUGCCUCAUUGAGUUCCAUGCAACAAGGCAUUAAAUCGCCAACAAAUUUCAUUGAAAAAUUCAUAAAAAACGAAUUGCUCAGCGGCUACGAUAGCAUUAAGAAUUAUACGAACUUUCAAAACUCCACCAACUCAAGUGUUUCGAAUAGCACUUUCUUCAUCAGCGAAAACGCCACCGAGCACAACUCGACACCUGGUUGUGGUGGUGGUGGUGGUGGUAGUAUUGGCGGCAACAACGGGAACAGCAUUAGCGCCGCCGAAGGUCUGUUAACUAGUUUCAAUUGCCUGCAGGGCAGCUAUCGCAGCAAUUGUGAUGGUGAAUUCUAUGAACCGGUGAAUGUUAGUGCACAGCGCAAACGAGCAGCAGCGGCAACAACAACAGCUUCAACACGCAACACGGAAGCGGACAUGACGAUCAAGUACUCGAAAAACUUGCUCGCCAACACCCCACACGAACAGUCGCCCGCAACACUACAGAACUAUCAGAAGUUGUCGGAAUGUGAGCAGGAUUUAUUGUUGACUCCGUCUAGUGGUGCUAGUUCGGGCGAGUUCAACAGCGAUGCGAAUGGUGGUAGCGGGGGCAGCGCGCAACUGAUAGCGCCGGUGAAUAGCUUGUACAAGCGAUUGUCGUUUGGCGGGCGUGGCAGCAAGAACGUGACGGAUAAUGCAGCCACGCCAACAACAGCGGCAGCUGCGGCUAUUGAGAAUGUCUCUGACUACUCAUCGUCGAACAACUCGUCCUCCUCAGCGUCAUCAACACUGUCGUCGAAAACCACCUCCACAUCCCUUAAGUCCAUCGACUUGCAGCGUACCUCAUCCGCCUCAUCAUCUGGCGACUGUACUCAGACGAAUGUGAACGAACGCAGAAAACAUACAUCUAACAGCAACUCGUCAACAGAGCAUGUUGCCCAACAUACAGAUAAGAAUGGCAACACAUAUCAACUAACACCAGAGCGCGCACAGCGGCGCAAGCUUAUCUCAAUGAUCUCACAUUAUGAACAGCAAACCAAACUACUGCAACGUGAACUAGCCAAGGAGAAACGGCGUCGUAGCGAAGAGCUCGCUUGUGUUGCCAAAUCCUUACUGUGCUUCGAAUCGAAGCUGAAAAAGGAUAUGAAAGCGGUAAAUCAACGUCUUUUCGAGAGGGAUGUUGAAAUAUGUCGUUUGGUGCAACAGAAUCGUGCGCUUCGUAAGCGUCUCAUAAAGUACACCGAAGCAGAGGGUGAGAACACACGUGACGAGGGAGUUGUGGAGGAUGGUGAAGCAGAGACGGAAGUGGAGAGUGAGUGCGCGGAUCAAAUUGAGCGCAGCGAAAAAACGAAGGAAACUCAAAGGCUGGAGCAUGUCACUGAGCUAUCGCCGGCGUACAGCGACCAACAAUUGCUAGCUGACUGUUUGGUACUCGAAGCUUUGCAAUGCAUUAAUUGCAAGAAGCAAUUCUAUGACAUUGAUUUAAACGAUAGCUGGACGCAGAACACAACGAAAGAUGGAUCAAGAAAAAAUGUUGACCACACCACUGAACACGGCUCAUCGAGUGAUGAUACAGUCUCAUCGUCGUUUUACGGAGCCCGGCGCAGUGUACGCUAUACCAGCAAACGCACCUCCGGCACUUUCCGCGAUUACAUGCGUUCGCGUGCGAUGAACAUCGAUGACCCGGCGUUGGAUAACAAUUCAGAGGAGAAUACAAGCACUAUAAGUCGUGACGACUCACAGACCAGCUACGAGAAGCUCAAUAUUUACUCGCGCACCAUGGAGCGUCUGCAUGGCGUAAAGGCCGAAAGUGAGCGGGAGUCGGAACAAAGCUGCAUGGAGGGUACAGUGAGACCUGCCUCCCGCCUAAGCUGUAAAAGCGUAAGCAGCGGGAGCAGCAAUUGCAGUAGACAGAGCCUUAAGGCGCCAACUCCGCAAAUAGAAGAAGAUGACGGCAUAUUUUCACCCACACAGGAUGACGAUUUCGAAGAACCAGAAGAACUCGGCGAACGGAGCAUUAAAAUUGUUAUGCGUCGAACAACCGAAUUCUCCGAAGCGUCCCCCAAGCAGGUGUACGAGACCUCCACCGAUGAUUGGUAUGCUAGCGCCUCCGAUCAGGAAGAAAUCGCAACAACAAUCGAUGCCAAGUCUUAUGCCAAUGGCGCUGUUAAUCCAGUGCUGGAAUGUGUCAAUCAGAUAUUGCUGCAGCAGUCUAUGGAGGAGCCUUUAGCUGAGCGUAAGAAUCAAGCAGCUACCAAUCUAACUCCAUCUUUGCAAGCAAGCUACAGCAAUGCCGCAGCAACCGGCAAUUUACCACGUCGCAGUUCGCUAAGUGGUAGACGCAGCUCUCGCAGCAAUAGCCGCUCCAGUGACGGACAACCAUCACGUAAUGGCACCUUAACACGCAAACGGGUGCACUUCUCCACCAAAAACAGUAUGGUACAUGUGCCGCGCAACGACGAGCAUGACGAGGAGGACGAAGACGCCAAUGAUGACAAUACAACACAAGACACGCAAGACUCUAAUGAUGCAAUGAUCUCAAGCCUAGCCCAAUAUCAUCCGAUGAGUUAUUAUCCACAAGCUGCACAGCAAGCGGCAACAGCUAAAGCCGCUGUGGGCACUAUUGCACGUGGCGGCAUGCUUGCCGAAGUGAGCGAACAAGAACGCCUCGAAACGCUAAACUACGAAAGUAUAUAUAGCAACGAAUAUGAACCAAUUGGAUCCGAGCAUAAUUCCUCAAAUCUCUAUGUCGACAUGGAGUCAGCCACUAAAUCAACGACAGCAAUAAAUGUCAAUUCAAACGGCGCUACUGGCAUCAGAGAUGCAAAAGUGGCAAAAAUGCCACCCGCUUUGCCACCGAAACCAGCAAAUCUGCUUAAGUUCAAGAAAUCCCUACAACAACUUGAUGAGUUACCCGACGAACAUCUACACCAGGAUGCGCCCACCACGGUCGAGCCAGACUACUGCUCUAUAUCCGAAGUAAAUAUGGGCAUAACGAGCGUACAAAUUGUAGCCGAUGUGCACAAAGUGCCCGAGUCAGAAGUUGAUUUGGAAUCUAACUUUGAGCUGGAAGCACCCAUCUCCGAAUUGGAUGUAGAGGUGUCGACAGUAGCAUCUGACGAGACAUUCGCUGUCUCCCAAAAGACUGAUGAAAUCGAAGAAAUCUUUGCCGAUGUACCAAAACUACCGAAUGUGGCGGCGAUUAUUGCGCCAAAACAGGCCAAAUAUUCAGGGCGACCGCAACAACUACAAAGUCCCCAGCGCACCCUACCUCCAAGCGACUAUCUAGUAAUGUCACCCAAGGUGGAGACAUCUAAUAUGAAGUUACAAAAUGCCCGCAGUGCCACUAUAUUAAAUAGCGUCUCGACGACCAAGCAGCCGAUUAAUUGUAAAAGCUCUCCAAACAAUGUCGAUAGCACGCCAAAACCGCCUGUAAAACCUACUACCUACGACUACCUAAACACACCCAUUAAAGCCGCUAACCGCCCUGAUAACAGCGCGCUAAAACUGCACCUACACACCCCCAGUCCACUGCAAUACAAACGCAAGCACAUGCCGAACAUACUUGCCGAAAUCAAUAAGCGCAUGAGUUUGCCGAACUCGCCCACGACACCCAACGCUAGACUCACCUUUGCAACGCCCCCUAAGUCGAUGGUAUCUACUAUGAGCAAGUCAACUAUGCAGCAGAAGCUCGACGCCAGCACACUUCCAAAUAUGCCAAUGCACGCUGAAUUCGAUUGGUAUAAUUUGGAUGCUGAAUAUGGCAGAACCUCGAACUCGUUGCCACAGCCCGAACUACAUAAAAUAAGCGAAUCACUUACUAACGGCACCAUACUCGCCGGCAUACACGAAGAUGGUGAGAGUGUCGCCGCCGCAGCUGAUGAAUACAAUUUAGAUGAAGAAUUCUCGCUGACCGGCGAUAAACCAGACAUAUUAUGUGCAUCCAGCAGUGAACAUGACAUCGAGAGUGCCGAGGAGAGGAGUGAAAUAAGCGUUGUGUAUAGUACAAAACCAAAACUGCCACCAAUGAAACCGCAGGCCACUACAACUGAUAGUGCGAAACUUGAGAAUGUGACUACUUUGAAUGCCGCCAUCUGUGAGGCAGUAAAUUUUCCCAUGUUCAGCGAAAGUUCACCAAUGGUUGCGCUGUCGCCGGGAAUAGUACAUCAUCAUGCCAAGGCAAAGAAGAUUAAAAAGAAUUUAGCUAACUUUGAGAAGUUCAUUGAAGGCUCCGGCUUGAGCACAAAACCUCUACCGAGUAAACGUAAAAUCUACUUCGCUGGACCGUUUGUGUGAUCAAAAUAUGGAGAGAGCAUAGAAUGAGAGGAAGAGAGCACUCAUUGAGCGUUGGGGAAAAAAUUAAUGAGGAAAACGAAACAACGAAAUGACGUAUAGGAAAUAGCUACGGGAGUUUAUUUAAUAUUGAAUUCGCCAGCUUAAGUGAUCUACAAAGUAUACUGAAAGACGAUGUCCUAGGAAUUAUACAAAAUAGUAGUUAAAAUAAAUGUUGUGUUUUGCAUUAUUUUUUGCUUACUUUGUAGUGUGAAUAAUUUUAAAUAUGUAUGAUCUAAAACUAGAAAUUAUCUUGAGUUUUUAAUUAAAAAACUUUAAUCUCUCAUUUUUUUUAUUAUUUUAAAUGGUAUUUCAAUUAAG
Ceratitis capitata (Mediterranean fruit fly) is the source of this 6951-nucleotide messenger RNA. Its product is annotated as platelet binding protein GspB. The record is from RefSeq and is a predicted model, not a curated record. Lineage: Eukaryota; Metazoa; Arthropoda; Insecta; Diptera; Tephritidae. Bases 2131 to 6594 code for a protein of 1487 amino acids. The transcript has 5 exons.